Molecule: messenger RNA, 666 nt
Organism: Solanum verrucosum
Lineage: Eukaryota; Viridiplantae; Streptophyta; Magnoliopsida; Solanales; Solanaceae
Exons: 2
Coding region: 22-525 (167 amino acids)
Source: RefSeq, a predicted model, not a curated record
AAGAUAGAGUCGCACCAUGCCAUGGAGCCCCCUACUUUAGCUAAGAUGGUUGGUAGACUAAAGAUGAAGAGAACAAGAGAGAAGGAUGAGGCUAAAAAUAGGCAGGGGGUUUGGUCAGCUUCUAGAAAAGGAAUGUUAAUGACUUGUGGUUAUUGUGGUAAACCAAAUCAUAACAGAAGAAAAUGUCCAUUGCUCAAUGAUAAACACGAGGACGUCUUCCAAGAUGAAGAAAACUCUCAAGAAUCUCAUAAUGUGCCUUUGAUAGAAUCAGAAAACACUCAAGAAAGUGUAUGUUUCUUCAUUCCUGUUCCUGGUUCAAGUCAGAUCUCUAGCCAGACCUCUAUUGUAGCAGGGCAUGAUUCAGACCCUACUUUAUAUCCUAAAGUGGUGUCUGAAAGUAAUUUUGGACUUCAUGAAAGAUUGACAAAGAUAAAUACUGGGACAAGAAAGAUAACUUUCCAGGGAGAUCACGAUGGUAUAUCAAUACCGACCAACCUUCCAUAUUCACCAAAAAAAGUAACUUGAAAAGGGAAAGAAGCAAUGACUUCGAACCAGUUACAAGCUACAAGGGAGAGAAAAAUUGGCAAACUUAAGCCUAUAGGGGGCAAGGGGAUGUAGGAUUUGUUUUGUAUUUACUGUCUUAAGUGUUAUGUAAGGAGAAAAUGA